ACAGCUCUCCCCGCAGCAGCUCUCAGUCAGCCCGCCACGAAUCCACCGAUAGCGGCUCUGAUGAUUAGGUGCGAAACACUCCCAUGGCGGCUCACCAUCCAUCCCUCAGAAAACACCACGUCCGUCGUCACCGUGAGCGACGUCCUCGAGCAGCUAUACCGCUUUUUCCGCCGCGGUGCCACCGCCGAGGAAUACAAGGCUCUGCCAUCGCAGGCACACCGCGACAGCGUCGCGGAGGCAUACCGUGUCCGCUGCAUGCGCGCUGGCGCCGCGUCGUUCGAAGGGGAACGUCGAAAGGGUUUGAAGCGCGUCGAUUUCUUGGUCGGGCACACCAAGUUCCUUGGGUUUGUCCCCACC
Messenger RNA from Coniophora puteana RWD-64-598 SS2, 357 nucleotides. RefSeq lists its product as uncharacterized. The transcript has a single exon. The record is from RefSeq and is a predicted model, not a curated record. NCBI's taxonomy places the organism in Eukaryota, Fungi, Basidiomycota, Agaricomycetes, Boletales, Coniophoraceae. The annotation marks the transcript as partial.